AUGCUCUCAUGCUUCAUGAAUUCUCAUCGGAAGCUCUUGGUCGUCGUGAAGUGUCCAGUUAUCUUACAGCUAUAUCUAAUCCAGCGAAAUUUGUUCUGGAUCUAGUGGACAGACAGCUUAGAACUGCUUAUCGAAGACAAAAGCUGGGGUUACAAGACUCGGUCGUGAAGAACUUGGUUCUGUUUUUUGAGGAGCUCGCAAGAAUUAGAGGAUCAGAAAAUCCUCAAAUGCAGUUGAAGGCCGAAGAGUUGGCGAGUAUAUGGAAAGAGAAUAUAACAAUCGAAGCUCCUAGUUCAUCUCAUGAGGCUUUGGCUUUCUUGUUAUUCAUUAUGGCAUUUGGAUUGAAGAGCUUGAUCAAUGAAGAGGAGACUGCGCUACUUGUCUCGUCUGUUUUUCAUUACACACAAGGUCCAAAACUGUUUCACUUCUUUGGUCUCAAACGUAAAAUCCCAGAAUUUGUUAGAGAUCUCAUAAAGAAUCAUCAGUACAUACCUGCGGUCCGGAUAAUAUGUUUGCUCAAGCUUAAAGACUUUUCAGCCACAACUCUUCUUAUGAAAGAGAUCACCGUUUUGAGACACUCUGCCAUGGGAAAAGUUAAAAACAAGGAUGUUGGAAGAUUGAGAGCCAUCGUUGAACUUGUAGCAGAUUAUAAGCUUGACAUUGAUCUCCCAGGGGAACUUAUUGCCAAGCUCAUGUUUCUGAGAGAGAACUCAACACCACCUGAGCUUCACUGCUCUGUUGAAGUUGCAGAAGCUACAAGUUCAGGUGUGGAUCUUCUGGUCCCUAAACGUGAAACUAAACCCUUCGUGAACCCUAUCAAGCAAUUUUAGUUGCUGAUAUCAGAUACCGGCGUGUGUAAAAAGGUUAAAUAAUGUAGUAGCUUUUGCUAGAUCUCUUAGACCCAUCAAAGGAAUCGAUUCAUUAGCAUCCUUUGUGUUGCUUUGGUAAACUUGUUCUGCUUUGGUUAUUGUUAUAUAUCUAUGCUUAGCACA
This is a messenger RNA of Raphanus sativus (radish), 992 nucleotides long. RefSeq lists its product as uncharacterized. Bases 9 to 830 code for a protein of 273 amino acids. NCBI's taxonomy places the organism in Eukaryota, Viridiplantae, Streptophyta, Magnoliopsida, Brassicales, Brassicaceae. The record is from RefSeq and is a predicted model, not a curated record. The transcript has 3 exons.